AUGACUCUCGUAAAGGAUCUCCUUCAUCCCUCUCCAGAAGAGGAAAAGAGGAAACACACGGAAAAGAGCCUGGUUCAGAGCCCCAAUUCCUACUUUAUGGAUGUGAAAUGCCCGGAAUUCUAUAAAAUCACCAUGAUCUUUAGCCAUGCACAAACGGUAAAGAGCCUGGUUCAGAGCCCCAAUUCCUACUUUAUGGAUGUGAAAUGCCCGGGAUUCUAUAAAAUCACCAUGGUCUUUAGCCAUGCACAAACGGUAGUCUGUCAGCCUACAGGCUAA
Molecule: messenger RNA, 276 nt
Organism: Cricetulus griseus (Chinese hamster)
Lineage: Eukaryota; Metazoa; Chordata; Mammalia; Rodentia; Cricetidae
Source: RefSeq, a predicted model, not a curated record